Molecule: messenger RNA, 1154 nt
Organism: Ceratina calcarata
Lineage: Eukaryota; Metazoa; Arthropoda; Insecta; Hymenoptera; Apidae
Product: thiamine pyrophosphokinase 1
Exons: 6
Coding region: 65-958 (297 amino acids)
Biological process (GO): thiamine metabolic process; thiamine diphosphate biosynthetic process
Molecular function (GO): thiamine diphosphokinase activity; thiamine binding; ATP binding
Source: RefSeq, a predicted model, not a curated record
AAUUACGUCGUUAUACCGGCCGACAUAACCCGGUACUUUUCUCCAAAUCGAAAUUUUUGAUGACAUGUUGGGAUAUUUACUUCAUAAAGUUUUGAGAAAAUAUAAAUCAAAUUUAAUUGUGCACUGUGACUCGAACAUGGAAAAAACAAUAUGGAAUCCUCUGCAAAUAUUUGAUUAUCGUGCUAAUCACAAAUAUGCUGUUCUUAUAUUGAAUAGUGCUCUCCAGUGGAAUGAUGAUACCUUACUACAAAUUUGGAAAAAAGCUCUGGUGAAGGUCACUGUCGAUGGUGGAACAUGCAGAUGGGUUGAUUACUUAGAAAAACAAGAAAUUGAUGUGUUUGAUGGACAUCACGAGGAAUGCAUACCACAUUUAAUUAGUGGCGACAUGGACAGUUGUCAAUCGUCAGUCCUUGAUAAAUUCAAAGACAUGGGUUCUAUUAUUAUAAGGACACCUAAUCAAGAUCGCACGGAUUAUACAAAAGCUUUGGUGGAAUUGAAAUUAUACACAAAAAAGAAAAAUAUAGAAUUAAGUAAAAUAUACGUAUUUGUGGAAUCUUCUGGAAGGUUUGAUCACAUCAUGGGAAAUGUUAAUACUCUUUUCAAGAGUGAAGAUCUUAUUGGUGAAAUACAGGUGAUACAAGUGUCAAGUACUUCAUUAACGUGGAUCCUGAGGCCAGGCCUACAUAGCAUAAUCAUUCCCAAAGUUUUAGUACAAAACAGUAGUUGGUGCGGACUGCUACCGAUUGGCACACCCGUUAAUUGUAUAGAAACAACCGGUUUAAAAUGGAACCUGAAUAAUUCCAGUUUACAAUUUGGUGGUUUGGUGAGUACUUCCAAUACGUACGACGAUUGUUCGGAAGUUACUGUAAAUACAGAUACACCAGUGAUAUGGACUAUGGGUAUAAAACCGCUUACAGAAAAUAUAAAUAAUAGUGAAGUGUCAAACAGUGAUUCGUAGGAUUUUUUAUUAAGACUAUCCAUGGGAAUUUUCUUUAUUUUUGUAAUAAAUAUUCGGGGCUUUAUUUAAAUGACAAACAUUUCGUUUAACUUUGUUAGAAGUUACAUUUUACUUUUUUUAUUAGAUUUGAAUGUGAAAAAUAUGUUAAAGAAAUAUUUAGGAGGGAUGGCGAACUUUUUUGAGAAAUGGGUGAAAU